AUUCAUCAUGAAUUCCUUUAGAAGAGGAGUCUCAGGUUUAAUUGUUAAGGAUUAGAGUCUUCUAUUAAUAAAAAGAGAAAAGGCACCUUACAAAAAUAGAUGGACAUUACCCGGAGGAAAAAUUGAAAAAGAAGAAUCAAUUGAUAAUGCAAUAAAAAGAGAAAUUUUGGAAGAAGUUGGACUUAUAGUAGAUGUUUAUUAGCCAUUAGUAAUCUAAAUAAUCAAGAAAUAUGUAAUAUUUAAAUUAAUGAGAGAAUUAUAUACUUUAUACAAAAUGUUGUUCGAUUGUCAAAGAGGAAAUUCCUGUUGAAAAUAUUGAGUUUUAAUAUUUUCGAAUUAUUGAUUUUUUCUUAAUGGAAAAAAGAUAAUUUACUCCAGAUUUACAAAUUAUCAUCAAAACUUUACUUGAUUAAUUAUGA
Messenger RNA from Paramecium octaurelia, 419 nucleotides. Lineage: Eukaryota; Ciliophora; Oligohymenophorea; Peniculida; Parameciidae. The record is from the annotation of a GenBank genome assembly.